AUGUAUCUACGCAGCCUUUUCCCUUUGGCAGUGUCAUUUCCUGCGGUUUUCGCCUUAGGCUUCAAGCACGAAGAUAUUAUUACUCGUGAUGUCUGUAUCCUCGGUGGUGGCGCCACAGGUACCUAUGCCGCAGUGCAACUGAGAGAGCAAGGUCAUAGCGUGGCUCUUGUUGAGAAGAAAGCUUUCUUGGGAGGCCACGCCGAAACACUCUACUUACCGAAUGAUGAGUACAUCAACUACGGAGUUGAAGGAUACUUCAACAACGAAAUCACCAAAAAGUUUUUCAAGCAGCUCGAGGUUGAUUAUGAACUGCUUCUACCUGGUUCCCUGAUUUCGGAAAAUGUCAACUUCAACACAGGCAAGAGAGUCCUCCCUGGCGAUGGACUUCUAGGUACCGUUGCAGGUGCUGUUCUUUACCGUGCGGCCAUCGAACAGUUCGAUUACCUCUCGACUGGCGCUUACUAUCUCCCUGAUGAGGUCCCCGAGGUUCUGCUCCGUCCAUUCCGAGAGUUCGUGAAAGAGCAUGCCCUGGAAGGUGCAAUGGAUGUAAUCUUCGAGUUUGCCGAAAACGUGGGUAACAUCCUGGAUGCCCCAUUAAUCUACGUGAUCCAGAACUUUGGAAUCCCACAGAUUGACGCACUUUUGGAGGGAGGGUAUAUUAAGCCGAAGAACGGCACCGGGGAACUUUUCAGCAAAGCAACAAAUUACAUUGACAAAGAGAACAUUUUCUUCGAAACCACCGUCUCCAAGGCAAAUCGCAGCUCCACCGGCGUGGAAAUCAUUGUCAAGAGCGCAGAUGGAACACGCAAACUCAUCAAGGCUAAGAAGCUCCUCAUUGCCUACCCUCCUACUAUUGAUGGUUUGAGCGGGUUCGACCUUCGCAAGGAGGAGUAUAGUCUGUUCUCCAAGUGGGAACAUAAGAACUACUACGCUGCCGCCAUUACGAACACCGGCAUUCCUGAUGGAAUCAACGUUGCCAACACCAACCCUGAGAACCAACCGGGUAGCCUCCCACUGCCUCCAUUCAUUUGGGAGCUGGAAUACUCCGGUGUCUCAGGAUACUUUAUGGUCAAGAUGGUCGCUGAAGGCAACUUUACAGCUGAAGAUGCCAAGGAUUUGAUCCAAUCUGAUAUCAAUCGUAUGGGACAGGCUGGUACUUACGAUACGACGGAGCCGGAGAUCGCUGCUUUUGCAUCUCAUUCUCCCGAGACUCUUAUCGUUUCCGUGGAUGAUAUUAGAGAUGGCUUUUACAAAAAGCUGUAUGCGCUUCAGGGACAGCAGAGCACUUACUACACUGGUUACACCUUUUGUACUGACUAUUCCACGGUGCUGUGGAAUUAUACCAGUAGUGUUCUGGAAAUGAUGGAUCUGUGA
This is a messenger RNA of Penicillium odoratum, 1374 nucleotides long. RefSeq names its product NAD(P)/FAD-dependent oxidoreductase. The transcript has a single exon. NCBI's taxonomy places the organism in Eukaryota, Fungi, Ascomycota, Eurotiomycetes, Eurotiales, Aspergillaceae. Bases 1 to 1374 code for a protein of 457 amino acids. The record is from RefSeq and is a predicted model, not a curated record.